CUUCCCUUACGUUCUUGCAGUUUGUUUAUAGAGCUUCACUGAAAUUCUUUCAUUCCUCAGAAUUUCUCCAAAUUUCCUUCAAUUGUUGUAACGUUAAUGGGACUGCAUUGAAUCUUGCAUCAAGUUAAUUACGAACUUGAAAUAAAUCAUUUAUUUUUUUACUUAUUCUGGCACUUUGAAUAUUUUCAAUAUCUUGAACUUGUACAUGGAAUACGAAACUUCAAGACAUUGAAUAUUUUUAGAUCUUGGACUUUCUUACUUGGAAAACUCAGGUAAUUUUAUCCAGAAAAAUGAGUAGACAACCUGUAUUUAGAGAAAGGCGAUUAAACGUCACAACGCAAAGAAUAAUCAAAGUUGAAAUAAAUUCACGCUAGAAAAGUUGAAAAAAGUGACUUAUUACAAGAAAAAGUGACUCUAGUGACUUGAUCUAAAAAAAGAGACUUUUUUGUGACUGACUUGAUAAAAGUGACCAAGUCACUAAAAAGUGACUCGCUACCAGCCCUGUGUUUGUCUGCGGCUAUUCUAUGCCCAGGGAAGAUAGUUAAGCACUUCUAAUUUUCUAUGAAGAAAUAAACUCCAACCGAACGUUUUAGCCUUCUUUCCACCUCUUCUUCUAUGCCGGUUCGCCUAAUCUUCCAACUGACGCCUUGUUCUUGCAGCUGAAAAUUGGUUAGCUUACGCACAAAUAAAGCUUCCCUCGUCGUUGCACCCCAAUCGUAUCAGUUUGUUCUGAGCUACCGUCGAGGCCGAAAGUGCAUUCUAUCAAUCAGCGAUAUUCCCGGACAUUUUUGUAGAGCAAUGGCGUCCAAGGUUCCCCGCGUUGUCUUCAACAAUGGUAACAGCAUUCCGGCGCUGGGACUCGGAACGUGGAAUUCCCCUCCCGGUAAAGUGGCCCAAGCUGUGAAGGAUGCCAUCGACAUCGGCUACCGGCACAUCGAUUGUGCUCUCGUGUACGAAAAUGAGCAUGAAGUGGGUGAUGGCAUUGCAACCAAAAUCCAAGACGGAACGAUCAAAAGAGAGGACGUGUUCGUAACCAGCAAACUGUGGAACACAUUCCAUCGUCCGGACUUGGUGGAAGCUGGCCUGAAAGCCUCGUUGAAGAAUCUCAAACUGGACUACCUGGAUCUGUACUUGAUUCACUGGCCUGUGGCGUACAAAGAAGGCGACGAGCUCUUCCCGAUGCGGCCCGAUGGGAAGACGUACAUCUUCUCCGACGUUGACUACGUGGACACUUGGAAGGCAAUGGAAAAGUUGGCCGAUUCGGGGCUCACGAAGAACAUUGGCGUAUCGAAUUUCAAUGCCAAACAAGUUCAACGCGUGCUGGACGUGGCUCGUAUCAAGCCGGUCUGCAAUCAGAUCGAAAACCACCCCUUCCUGCAUCAAGCCAAGCUGGCUGCUUUCUGUACCGAGAAGGGACUGAAGAUCACCGCUUACAGUCCACUCGGUUCGCCAGCAAGGCCUUGGGUCAAGAAAGAUGAUGUCGUACUUCUCCAGGAUCCAAAACUGAAGGCGAUCGCGGAGAAACACGGAAAACAACCGGCCCAGGUGCUGAUUCGUUACCAGAUUCAGCAGGGGCACGUGGUGAUUCCAAAGUCGGUCACCAAAGCUAGGAUCGCUUCCAACAUUGAUGUGUUCGAUUUCAAACUGGACGACGGCGAUCUGGAGCAGCUUGCUACGCUGGAAUGCAACGGACGUAUUAAUCCGGAAUCGGGAGCCCACGGCCAUCCGCAUCAUCCCUUCGAAAAUGAAGAGUAGACUGUGUUCGUCCACGUUGGGCUGCUGACAGAUAGAAAAGCAUGUUUUAAAUAAACGCAUAGCUACAACAGAUAGGUGUCGUUUUCAUUGUAGUGUGAAAUAUCGGCAAAAGUUGCUAUAGGGUUUUUGAUCUAAUUUCCGUCCUACUAAGCACAACCCACGAUUUACCUCUCUUUUUUGAACGGAUUUGAUAAAAAAAAUGAAUUUUUCUGUCAAAGAUGACUUCUGAAUUUAUUUACCUAUAAAGAGUCACAAAUGGUUGAGAUAUUGUCC
This is a messenger RNA of Ochlerotatus camptorhynchus, 2028 nucleotides long. RefSeq names its product aldo-keto reductase family 1 member B1-like. Gene Ontology annotation, molecular function: aldose reductase (NADPH) activity. Lineage: Eukaryota; Metazoa; Arthropoda; Insecta; Diptera; Culicidae. The transcript has 3 exons. The record is from RefSeq and is a predicted model, not a curated record. The coding region runs from base 799 to 1755 and encodes 318 amino acids. Gene Ontology annotation, cellular component: cytosol.